Messenger RNA from Gadus morhua (Atlantic cod), 2472 nucleotides. RefSeq names its product coiled-coil domain containing 126 (gene ccdc126). Lineage: Eukaryota; Metazoa; Chordata; Actinopteri; Gadiformes; Gadidae. The record is from RefSeq and is a predicted model, not a curated record. Gene Ontology annotation, cellular component: membrane. Bases 704 to 1234 code for a protein of 176 amino acids. The transcript has 3 exons.
ACAGUCACGCACACAGGCGCAUACACUCAAUUUUGGCUAGAAGCUGCUGCUGACUUUUGCUGUACAGGAUCUGUUCUAACCCACGACUUCCUGCCGGGGGGUGGGUCAUGCCUGGGUAAAACGUCUAUGGGGUAAAAGUCAGCUCCGUCAUCUAUAGAUUCGCAGUGCAAGACAAUGUAAAAUUGAGUUAUGACUUAGGGGAAUCCAUUUGGUACAAGUUACCUCCGGUCCGAAAUUGUCCUUACAACGGCAGCAAAAACCGCCCGAGUUUGCCAGACAACGAGCAUCGUUUUGUGCAUAUCAGACAGCUGUUUUCUGUCCUGUACAUGCUACACUGUCCAACUCACCCGGCUGGGCGUACUGUUAUUGAGGUGGACAACAAUGUCUGCCGAGAAGGGCCUAGAAUACCCAGAAUGCUUUGGUGACUCAAAGCUCAGCAGCCCCUCCGGCCAAUCUCCUACCACUAAGACCUCCUCUACCGUCUGGACCUGACCUCUGACCUCCCUCCUAAGCCUCAAGCACUCCAUCCACCCUUGCCACCCCCCCCCCCCCCCCCCCCCCCAAACUUUGUUAAAGAAAACGUUCAUCUUGAAGCGAGGAAAAACCAAAACGUGCAUCCAUAAGAAAAGACACAAACGUGCAUCUCUAAGACUAACCCCCCCCCCCCCCCCCCGAGUGGGGGAAUCGGCUCCGGCCCAGGACCAUGCUCGGUGCGCUCCUCAGGAGGAACAUGUCCCAGAAGCUGAGCGCGCUGCUGGUGGCGUUGGGCCUGGCGUGGGGCCUCAUGCUGCUGCGCUACACGGCGCAGCAGCCGCGCCACCAGAGCAGCGCCGAGCUGCGGCAGGAGAUCCUGGAGCUCAGCCGGCGCUACGUCAAAGUGCUGACGGAGGAGAACCAGCUGGUGCCGGGCGGCCCGCAGGGCACCUCCAUGGCCGGCUACGCGGAUCUGAAGAGGACCAUCGCUGUGCUGCUGGACGACAUCUUGACGCGGCUGGUCAAAUUGGAGGGCAAAAUAGACCUGGUGGCCAACGCCUCCGCCGCCAACGCCUCCCAUCCGGCGUCGGCCGCCGGAGUUCACCAGGUGGUCCUUCCCGUUGCCCUACAGAAGGCCCUGAAGCUCGGGGCCGCCGGCAGACCCCCGCGGAAGCACACGCCCCGUCCCCCUCAGCCGUACGUGGCCAGGAGGCCGAGGGAUCGCUUCAGACCCCCCAACCUCAUGGCUCCGGUUCACUGAUUGGACUCAACUCAGAGACUGAAGGCAACUUGGUGAAAGCCGGGCGCUGGUAUCAUCUCAGGGGGAUGUAAUUCAGAAGACUAGCUGGGAGUUAUUGUAACUCCUGGGUUCUUUCUCCCGCUGGUAUUUAUUGGUAUUGGUUCAACAGGAGAGGAACAGAAACCAUUUUCAUGAGUUCAGCUGGCUGUACUUGGUUGCUGUCCCCGUGGAUUACAUUUUGACAGUUGAGGGGUUGGGGGUGGGGGUGUUUGAAAUGAUAAGGAGGAACUGAAAGUUUCGACAAGUUGGCGUGGCACCAUAGCAAUGACUAAGAAUGCUUUUGCUGUCUUGCAUCAUUUGCAAUAACUGCGUAACUGUAUAUCCGAAUGCUGAAUUAGACUCCGGUCACUGGGAAGAGCUGGUUCACAAGAUAAUUAUUAUACAGAAGAUUUAUCUUUUUGUAAACGUAUUGUAUGGAUAACUUUUGCCGUAUAGUAGAGCUGAAAGAGAUAAUCCAAAGAUUGUUAUUUGCACUCCAUAGUAGUUUGGUUUUAUAGUGUACUUUUACACUGGCUGCGAUGGUUUGAGGUAUGUGGAAGGGUGUUGGUUUCCCCCCAGAUGAAUGACUAUGAGUGUGAGGGCUGUAACACAAAUGUAAUAAUAACCAUAUCAUAACGCCACUGCUUUCGGAAUGGAUGGGUUCCAAUGUGGAGUAGAUUAAAUGAGACCUUAGCUCAAUGUUUAGCCCUGUAAUGCUGUUUACUUAAUGAAAUGUUGCUAUUUGUUCAGGGCUCAUCUUUCACUGUGACUCUUCAGCAAUUUCCUUAAAAUAGUAACGCGUAUGAAAUAGUUUAACUGUUGAUCAGCAAUACCGAAAGGUUGUACCUCUUGUUCUUAACUAUAACUCCACAUUGACUUGAGUUCCUCUGUGUUGGUGAUGGAACUGAAGCAUCCUUUACCAGCAAGUUGUCUUUUCUUAGCUACUGGCUACAAAUGUAACAAUGUAUCUAUCCUAGCACACCGUUAAGAAUAAAUAAAUGUCUUAAGGCUCUGCAAUAAUAAUUUUCAUAAAAUGGUGCCCGACUAAUUUCACUGAAUGGGGAGUUUCCAGACAGUCAAGCCUGAGUACACAUUGACAUUCAUGAAUUUGCUUUAUUAAACAGGGAGCAUUUGACAGUGAAAUCAAAUGAUAUUUUGACGCCGGAUAAAUUGUAUAAUGUUGCCAUUGAAAUAAACCAGAUAAAAGCUGUCUCUGAAAA